AUGCUUGAUACACUUCCAAGUGAUAUUCUAUUAUAUGAUAUUAUUCUUCCAUUCCUUGAUGGGGAAUCUAUCAUUCAUCUGUCGCUUGUUUCUAGGUUUUUUUAUGCACUUACAAACGACGAGUUUAUAUGGAAAAAGCUCUGCAUUGAAGAUUUCAAUAUCUCUCAAGACAACGCUUAUCGUUUUGAAGGAUGGAAAAAGUUUUAUAAAGCAUUAAGAUAUCAUGUCAAAGUCUUUACUUGGGGAGAGAACUUUGAUGGAAGGUUGGGUCUCGACGAACCGCCAAGAAUGAUAUCACGACGUCCUAAUCGAGUGACUGUACCACAAGAGUUAGUGGCUUUAAGGAAUAAAUGCAUUAUUGAUAUUGCUUCUGGCGGUUGGUCUUUUCAUGCUUUAGAUACAGCAGGUUCCGUUUGGACGUGGGGAACAAUGCAGCAAGAUAUUACAGUAAGACAGUCUAUAGGCACAAGAAGAUUGAGAACGCCCACUCUCCUUCAGAGCGACAAUAAUGGAGUACAGCCGAAGGUACAAUUUCGUUCCAUUUCCAGCGGCAGAGGACACGUCAUUGGGCUAGCAGCGAAAGACAACAGCGUGUGGCACUGGUCAAAUCAUGUCUUGUUACAAAAAGUGGAGCUCCUUUCGUUUGACUCGCAGCACGACAAGAUAGUGCAAGUAGUAGCGAACUGGAACUAUUCAAGUGUUUUGACGGAGAAGGGGGAUGUUUAUAUUGUACCUAAACCUGAUUAUGUUAUACCGUCAGAGAUGGAUAGAGAACCAGCAACCACUGUAGUGGCACAUCCAGGUGUGUCCAUUGCACAGCUUUUUGAACACGCACAUGCUGACAGAUACGACAAGGAUAAGAUCGUCCAAAUUGCAGGCUUGGACGGUUAUACAUUGGCAUUAACACGCUUCGGUCGUGUAUUAAAGUUAGCAACGGGCGACGUAGAUCGGUUUACAGCCGUACCUUCUCAGCACGUCAUAGAAUUGGAAAAGUACAGCAGUUUGGAAAAUGAACACAAUGAUAGACAUCGAAUCAUGCAAAGAUUCAUUACGGGUGCGUUUAUGAAUUUUGCUGUGUAUACAAAAGAUAAAGUGCUGUUGGGAAAUACGGACGCCCAUAGUAGUACUGAGCCGAUACAAAUGCCUGAAUUGAAUCAUCGAGGUGUAUGCAAAGUUUCUUUUGGAGAUUAUCAUUACGGUGCACUGACGAACGAAGGCCAAGUAUUAACUUGGGGGAGCUUCAGUUCAGGCGCCUUGGGAUUGGGCAAUAUUUCACAUCAACAUCAGUCAACCCCCCACAUAGUGGAGGCAUUAAAGAAUCAAUUUGCAUUUGCUAUUGGCUUUGGUGGAUGGCAAAGCUCCGUGUUGGCUAUUGAAAUGAACGAUGACCGUCCUAUGAGCAGCCAUUCUGAACAGAUUGAAAAUGAGAAAGAAAUGGAUAAUAGCAGUAUGUUUAUAAAGAAAUGA
This is a messenger RNA of Mycotypha africana, 1467 nucleotides long. RefSeq names its product regulator of chromosome condensation 1/beta-lactamase-inhibitor protein II. Gene Ontology annotation, cellular component: cytoplasm. Gene Ontology annotation, molecular function: protein binding; guanyl-nucleotide exchange factor activity. The record is from RefSeq and is a predicted model, not a curated record. NCBI's taxonomy places the organism in Eukaryota, Fungi, Mucoromycota, Mucoromycetes, Mucorales, Mycotyphaceae. The transcript is spliced from 4 exons. Bases 1 to 1467 code for a protein of 488 amino acids.